GGAAGAAUUUGGUAUCGAUCGACUGAUGGAGCUUGAGAUUCAUGGGAGAGUGAAUCCCGCAACGAGGAUUCUCUUGUUGAUCAUCAUCCUAGCAUCGCCAUCGCUGUUCCUGCUGGGUGAUUGCUCGCCGGCGAUCCAGGGAUGCAACAGCGUCGAGAGCAGGCUGGUCCCGGGGCUAUCGAGGGCGCGGCCGCGCGUUUUCUCCAUCGCCGAUUUUGGGGGAGUGAGCGAUGGGAUCACGCUUAACACCAAGGCGUUCCAGAAGGCGAUCGAUCACAUUGGUAGCUUUGGCAAGCUGGGAGGCGCGACCCUCUACAUCCCGCGAGGCAAAUGGCUCACUGGAUGCUUCAAUCUCACGAGCCACAUGACUCUCUUCUUGGAACAGGACGCCACAAUCCUCGCCUCCGAGGAUCCUCAAGAUUGGCCCGUGGUCGAUCCCUUGCCAUCGUAUGGGCGAGGAAGAGAGCUUCCAGGGAAGAGAUACACGAGCUUGCUUCAUGGGCUGAGGAUCACCGACGUCGCGAUCACGGGAAACAAUGGCACCAUCGAUGGCCAAGGCCUCAUCUGGUGGAACCGAUUCCGCUCCAAAACCCUCCAGCACACCCGGGGCUCCCUCGUCGAGUUUAUGUUCUCCUCCAACAUCCUCGUCCACAACGUUACCUUGAUCAACUCGCCCUUUUGGACGCUCCAUCCCGUUUACACGAGUGACGUGAUGAUCAAAGGAGUCACCAUUUUGGCACCUCACAAGGCGCCCAAUACGGAUGGAGUCGAUCCAGACUCCAGCUCCAACGUGUGCAUCCGCGACACGUACAUAAGCAACGGUGACGACGCAGUGGCCGUCAAGAGCGGCUGGGACGAGUACGGCCUGGCCUUCAACCGUCCCAGCCACGACGUCUUCCUCGUCAACCUGACCGUCAGCGGCUCCCACGGUAUCUCCCUGGGCAGCGAGAUGUCCGGGGGCAUCUACAACGUCCACGCGUACGGCGUCUCCAUCUCCGGGGCCGUACAGGGCAUCCACAUCAAGACCUCCGCGGGCCGGGGGGCUUACAUCAGAAACGCGAGCUUUGCGAGCUUUGAGAUACUCGACACCGGGGUCGCGUUUUCUUUCACUGGGAUCUAUGGUGACCACCCGGACGCCGGGUAUAACGCCAGCGCGUUCGCUACCAUCGAGAAUAUCUCGUUCCGGGACGUGGUUGGGAUGAGGGUUAACCGCGCGGGUGACUUUCGCGGGGUGCCACAGUCGCCAUUUCGCCACACUUGCUUCACCGAUGUGGCCUUGGAGCUGAAUGGGAAGAGCAACCAUUGGAACUGUAGCUACAUAGAGGGAUAUUCGCGGCAUGUGUCUCCUCCGCCAUGUCCCGAGCUUCAGCUAGAAUCAGAAUGUUGGUCUUGAUUUUCUUUUUCUAAUCUAAAUUAAUUAAUUUAAA
Messenger RNA from Selaginella moellendorffii, 1427 nucleotides. Its product is annotated as probable polygalacturonase. NCBI's taxonomy places the organism in Eukaryota, Viridiplantae, Streptophyta, Lycopodiopsida, Selaginellales, Selaginellaceae. The coding region runs from base 26 to 1393 and encodes 455 amino acids. The record is from RefSeq and is a predicted model, not a curated record. Gene Ontology annotation, biological process: carbohydrate metabolic process. The transcript is spliced from 5 exons. Gene Ontology annotation, molecular function: polygalacturonase activity.